AUGGUCAAGGAGUAUUUCUCGAUAGAUAGUCUGGGCAUUAUGAAAAUGAGUAAAGAUUUGCUGUCAACAGAAGAUCAACGAGCCGGCUCACUUCUUCAAUCGCUUACAAAAUUCAAUGGUACUCGGUACGAAACCGGGCUUUUAUGGCGAUACGAUGGUGUCCGUUUGCCAGACAAUAAGGAAAUGGCACUACGUCGUUACCACAACCUCGAAAAGCGGUUGCAGAAAGACUCGGAACUAGCCCGUACUCUGCAGCAGAAGAUGUUGGAGUACCAAGCCAAAGGAUAUGUGCGUAAACUUACCGAUGAAGAGCUGAGCAGGAACUAUCCAAGAGUGUGGUAUUUGCCCGUCUUUCCGGUUUUUAACCACAAUAAGCCUGGGAAAAUUAGAAUCGUAUGGGACGGUGCUGCAAAAGUCUUCGGUGUUUCUCUAAACUCAACUCUGUUAACAGGCCCCGACCAGCUGUGCUUGUUUGCGAUACUGCUGCAAUUCCGUGAACAUCGUGUGGGCGUAACAGGGGAUAUAAAGGAGAUGUUCCACCAGGUUCUUAUGCGAGAGGAAGAUCAACAAUGUCAUCGGUUCUUUUGGAAGGACGAUGCUGGCGAGAUCAAGGUGUACGUAAUGAACGUAAUGUCGUUCGGAGCUAGUUGCUCCCCAGCCUGCGCUCAGUACGUAAAAAAUGUAAACGCGGAACGCUUUAUGGGAGAGUUUCCAGAGGCAGUCGACAUCAUAAAGAAACGCCAUUACGUGGACGACGCGAUGUUCAGUACCGAGACGCCUGAGCAUGCUAUUCGUCUGGCACAAGAAGUUCGACAAUUGCAUUCUGCGGGUAAAUUUGAAAUUCGUAACUGGACGAGCAACUCGCGACGAGUGUUGACUGUCUUAAAUGAGACCAGUACUGCAGAGAAGAGUAUGGAUUUAUCAGUGGGACCAAUGGCUACGGAGAAAGUGUUCGGCAUGUGGUGGUGCACAACAUCCGACGAGUUCGUGUACAAAAUAGGAUGGAAUCGCUACAAUCCUGAUCUGUUUACCGGACGUUGUCGGCCGACAAAACGACAGAUGCUCCAGGUUCUCAUGACCAUCUUCGAUCCUCUAGGUUUGAUCUCGCACUUUCUUAUGUUUCUCAAAGUUCUUCUCCAAGAAGUGUGGCGAGCCGGCGUUCAAUGGGAUGAGGAGAUCCCCGACACUCUGUACGAAAAAUGGCUAAAAUGGUUGAAAGUGUUACCUGAUAUAGAAGACGUCAGAAUUCCACGGUGUCUUCGGUCGCCAGCGAUUCCUAGCAAUUCUGAUGUACAAUUGCAUCUAUUUGUAGAUGCCAGUGAGAAUGGUAUAGCUGCAGCUCUGUUCCUCCGCUUUGAAUACCAUGGUGCUAUCUGCUGCUCUUUAGUUGCGGCCAAAACAAGGGUAGCACCCUUAAGAUUCCAAUCCAUCCCGAGGCUGGAGUUACAAGCAGCCCUCAUAGGUGCUAGGUUGGUACGAACGGUUACGCAAUCCCUCUCAACCCCAAUACACCGCAAAUUUUAUUGGACCGACUCACGCGACGUACUAAGCUGGAUAAAUUCAGAUCACCGACGAUUCAACACAUUCGUUGCCUUUCGGGUUAGCGAAAUACUCGACGUUACAGAAGCAGCAGAUUGGCGCUGGGUACCGUCAAAACUGAAUGUAGCAGACGAUGGCACCAAGUGGGAAACGCAGCCCGACACUACCCCGGAAUCCAGAUGGUUCCGAGGUCCCGACUUCCUCUACCGCAGUGAAGCGGAAUGGCCCCAAGUUUCCUCAAAGUCCGCACAUACAGUCAACGAGUUGCGGCCCUCCUUUGUGGCUCAUCACCUCGCUCCCGAUUCCUUCAUCACCAUCUCGAAUUUCUCAAACUGGAAACGGCUAACCAACGUAACCGCUUACGUGCACCGUUUCAUCGCAAAUUGCCAUCGCAAAAGAUUGAAAAAGCAUGCCGUAGGCGGCCCAUUAUCCAAAGAGGAACUGUACGAGGCCGACGGUUCUCUGUUCCGCCUAGCUCAACGAGAAGGCUACCCCGACGAGAUAGUCCGACUUACCAAAAACCAAAACGAUGCGGAUAGGAUCAUCCCCAAAAAUAGCCAACUGUACAAGCUAUCACCCUGGCUGGAUGACCGCGGAGUAAUGCGGAUGCGUAGUAGAAUAUCUGCCUGCGACUACGUUACCGAAGAAAAAAAAACGACCGGUAAUCCUUCCCGUACAUCCUGUGACCACCCUGUUGAUUACCCACUACCACGAAAAGUUCAAUCAUCAAAACCAUGA
Molecule: messenger RNA, 2277 nt
Organism: Sabethes cyaneus
Lineage: Eukaryota; Metazoa; Arthropoda; Insecta; Diptera; Culicidae
Exons: 1
Coding region: 1-2277 (758 amino acids)
Source: RefSeq, a predicted model, not a curated record